GCAUUGUUGCAAUCAGCGACAAUAAAUCACAAAAAUUUGGUCAAAAUGUCCAAGGGCGCAUUCGUGACUUAAGUGGCAAAUCCCUGUGAGCACAACCGUUUUAAGUAAAGCAGUCAUAACAGACUACACACUAUUAGUCAUAGUGAUCUGUUUUUGUUCGGGAUGUUCGGUAUCUUAUCUACAGCAGUUUUUCCAGUUCGGUAAGACUGGUUCAAUAUUAUUUGAACAGAUUUGCUACUAAUAAAUCCACGGGGGUUAUCCCAAAAUUAAUCAUUUUUUUAUGGAUUAUUCAAAAGUAAAUCAGCGUUGAUUUCGCUUGUUCGUCCAAGAUCUGAAAAUAAUGGGCAAUUGUUUGGAACAGUUUAAGAAAUCACCCUCCGGCAACAUAGAGGAUUCAAGCGACGAACAUAACGAUGAUCUGGAGAAUUCUAACAGUCUCUUGAUAUUUCCUACCGAACAUUCCCGAUAUGAUACGCAUUAUAAGAUGAAUGGCAAAUUACGUGGAUUGACUUUGAUAUUUAACCAUGAAAACUUUGAUAAUGAAGAUCUAGCGCCAAGAAAGGGCACUGAAAGAGAUGUGGAAAAAAUUGCGAACACUUUUAGAGCUCUAGGAUUUCAAAUACAUUGUUACAACGACUUGACUCUGAAUGAAUUGAGAGAUCUGAUCCAGGACUAUGUUAAGCAGGAUUACUAUCACAAUUUGAGAGACUGUUUAGUGAUAUUUAUUCUCACCCAUGGACAUAACGACGAUCUGUGGGCAAAGGACACCACGUAUGACCCGCAGGUGGAAAUUGUGGAGAAUUUUACCAAUGAUAAAUGUCCAUCUUUUGCUGGAAAACCGAAGCUGAUUUUCAUCCAGGCUUGUAAAGGGGAAAUAGUUCAACGUGGGGUGAAAUUGCAGAUGCGACCAAACCGCACAAGCUUUGAUGGAUUGACCUUUUAUGAAUAUCCCACUCAUGCAGAUUUUCUAAUCGUGCAUGCUACUUCUAAAAAGCAUUAUGCUUUUCGCAAUGAAGAGAAGGGGUCGUUUUUUGUCACAGUUUUGUGCGAAGAACUAAGCCAACGGCACCAAAACACCGAUUUGCUAGCGAUUUUGAUUGGCGUUAAUCGAAGAAUGGCUAUUGAAUUUUCAUCCUCAAAUAGCGACAUCACUAAGCACGGCGGUAAACAGGCGCCGUAUUUCGAAAGCUCUCUAACAAGAUUAAUCUUGUUUGGACAUGGAUCUAAUUCACCAGACAACUAGACAUUCCAAUUUAUUUUAAUUCCAUUACAUGUUUAUUCUCUUUGUAUACUGAAAACUGUAUGUGUUUAUAACUCAAAUAAUGGAAUCUCUAAAUGAGAGAAUUUCUACGCUCAAUUGAAAGAUGUUCCUGUUAUGUAAUGUUUUGUAUAUUAUAAUAUACCACUUUAUAUAUACAUUUUCUAAUUCCUGCUCAGUUGCCUCGGGUUUUCAUAAAACCCAAUAAAUAUUUCCCCAGAAUAUGAAUUAGAAAUCAAUUCCAGUUGAGGCUCUUUCGCAUUAAUCUUCUCAAAAAAUGAAAUUUUCAAUCGCUGAUACAUGUAAAAGUACAUUUCGAGUCUUUUCACUGUCUUCUGAUUUUUUUCCGAUUGCUGUUACCGUUAGGCAUGCGGGACUUUUUUGCCUACAUAAUUUUUAUAUCCGAUUUAAAUAUACAAUAAUUGAAGAAUAUUUAUUAGCAAAUAAGUAGAUACAUAAAAAUAUAUCAAAAAAAUUCACUAAAGUAUAAUAUAAUAGGAAUACCAUAAUAAUUUUCUACUCUAAAAUAAAAAUGAGCAAUAAACAUAGGUACCUAAUCUAAAUAACCAAGAUAUGUAAAAAUUAAUGAACCUUCUGCAAAUUCGAUUGAUAAAAGCGAAUAGCUAGCACUAUUAGUAAGUAGGACAGUCGAAUUUUAAAAGAUUCAUCACUUGAUUAUAGCUUAAGACUUAAUCUAGAAAAAUAAAUGCGCAUCUAGGAUAAAUUGUCAAAAUAUAAACAAAUGACAGAAAAAACAUACAACAUAUUAAUGGAUAAUUCCAGCUAUCCAAAUGCUCAAGGACUUUUUUCGUUUUGUAUGAUUUUAUUGCACUAUUAAAUGCCCGAGGAAUAGUUGGCAAAAACCAAAGUUUCCCCCUUUUCAUACAUUGCAAAGUCUUUAGUUAAACAGGAAAAAGUAGCAUUUUAAAAUAUUCUGUCAUUUUUACAUUUAAAUUUGAUACAUUUAGCUCAGAUGCAUAAAAAAGCAUUCUUGUAAAUUGGCGUACAAAAAGGUCUGCAUGAAAGACAAUGGCACGGUAUACAAAAAUACGUAUUCUCUAAAUAUAUUUUUAGUGUAAAAUGGUAUUGGGUCAUUCAAUAGGUAGUUUAUCGCAUUGUAUCAAAAAUUUAACUGCUUGAACAUGAGGCAGUGUCAUUUUCAGGGGCAGCAUCGGAUUUUUUAUCCAAAAUUUCUCUAAAAAUUCCAAAAUUCGUUAAAAUUGACGAAUGCUUUAUACAUGGCAGUGAACGUUUCCCACUAAACUUUUCUAAAGGUGUGUUAACAUUUAUCGGCUACUAACUACACGACAAUAAUAUAUUUUAGUUUAAUCUACAUAAACCAUUCAUUAUACGUUUUCUCCAUCAGCUAUAACCCAAUCAGAAUGCUACUUAUGUGAUGUGAUUAAUCAGUUUCUUCGGUUAGUUAAACAUAAUUAGUGUGGCUCUAUAAAAACGACUGUAAAAGUGUUAGAAUAAAUUCAUGAAAUGUUAGCCCAAAAAUUUCCUUAAUUUAUAUGAAAGUUUCUGUAAACUGUAUACUCGGAAGAAUGAUUGAUUUCCAUAAGACAACUGAAUCUGAUUCCCGACAGUAGAUAUUAACUAGUAACAGCAUUUUCAUCAGUUUCAAGGUUCAUGUAUGUAAUAAGUUGUUUGAUUUCGAUAAAAUACGUUAAAAAUAUAUGUAAGCACAAGUAUGAAUUAAUACUUACCAUAUUAGCUAGUUAGGGUAUGAAGAAAUUACGGUCUACACAACACUGACACCUUGAAGUACAAAUAGACAUGCUUAUCGCGAUACGAUACACUCGAUUGAAAGUGUAUUAGUUAAAUAAAGUGGUGCUUAACAAUUGACAAAUUUCCCACCAACAAGCAACUGAAAUCAAUCCAAUAAACGACAAUCUAGUUCCUCAAUCAUUAGCAUGCCCUUCUAGUAAAUAAACCCCAUAUUUACAUAACCAGCCAGUUGAAGCAUUCGUGGAGAAUCAGCUUUAAAUAUUAAUUAAUGAAAGUAGCAGAGAGCACAAUGGAAACAUUAGCCAGUUUUACAGAUCUCAAUAAAAGUCAAUAAACCGAUUAAAUUUUAGGCGUGACGUCACAAUAUUCAACCGGAUUGUCUACCGGGAUAGUGACAGAGCGCCAAACUGGCAGCGGUCGCGUGACGGUUGCAAUAUGAGGUUAACCGCAACCGAUUUGUUUGUAAUUUGUAAAUUAUUUGUUAUCUAUGGUGUUCAUUGCGAUUUACCGGCUGUGUAUCAAAUUGUAAUUGUAAGGUGGAAUCAAUAAAUAUGAAGACGAAAAACCCGAAUCCGUCACGAAGCAAUUCGUCUAAACGGCAGGUCGAGUUUUACGUUCGCAAUGAUCAGUAUAGCUGCUCAAGGAAAACUUUUAGAGAAAUAAGACAUUAUCAGCAGAUGACAGAUGUGCUCAUUCCGAAAAUAUCCUUCCAGCGAUUAAUUAUGGAAAUUUUAAGAAGCUUUAAUCCUGACGCUCGAAUAGCUCAUUCUGCUGUAGAGGCGUGCCAAGUAGUGGCGGAACAUUAUCUUGUGGAGCUGUUCAACGACUCGCAAAGAGCGGCUAAUCACGCCCGAAGAAAAACCGUUCAACCAAGGGACAUGCAAUUGGUUCUUGAGUUCAAGCCAGUUUGAACAGAAGUACGUUAUGUCAAGAUUGGUCCCAUUGUAUUUAUUUUUUUUUAAAACUUUAUGGCCCAGAGCAUCGGCAUAUGUUUUUGACUGUAAUGCUUGCCAUGCAAGCAACGUAAGUUUAAGCAAAAUGACACUGUUAAUGUAGGAUCAUUAUUUAUGUUAGAGUCGUUUUCAUUUAUCUAGUAUCUAAGAUAAGAAGGACUAAUAACUAAGAUAUUGUAACUCUUAUUAAAUUUAUAUUUUUAUAAGUAGUUAAAAAGUUCAAAAAAGGCUGUAUUUUAUUACUGUUGUUCUUCCCAAACUUGCGGGAAUUUUCCAGAGAAAAUUGGCUGAAUUAAACUUUUUUAUUUUUUU
Dendroctonus ponderosae (mountain pine beetle) is the source of this 4254-nucleotide messenger RNA. RefSeq names its product caspase-1. Gene Ontology annotation, biological process: proteolysis. Lineage: Eukaryota; Metazoa; Arthropoda; Insecta; Coleoptera; Curculionidae. The record is from RefSeq and is a predicted model, not a curated record. Bases 341 to 1243 code for a protein of 300 amino acids. Gene Ontology annotation, molecular function: cysteine-type endopeptidase activity. The transcript has 8 exons.